Lymnaea stagnalis (great pond snail) is the source of this 11875-nucleotide messenger RNA. The record is from the annotation of a GenBank genome assembly. NCBI's taxonomy places the organism in Eukaryota, Metazoa, Mollusca, Gastropoda, Lymnaeidae.
AGGGGAGUCAUCCCGUCAGACCAAAAAACCUGAAUCCGCAAGUAAAAUGCCCCUCUUUCGGCGCCAGAGUGAAAAAGGCAGAAAACGUCAGCAGGACCUGGAGUUGCUGGUAGUAAAUCUUUAUUUGCCCCUUUGAUAAACCUCAAUCUAAAAAUGUUCUUUAAUUAUAUUGUGAAGAACAGGAACAUCUAUAUGGAACUAAUAGAACACCGUCUUAGUGAAAAGAUACUUUUAUUAAGUACUAAAACAUCUUCACUUUUCACCUUAGAAUAAAUUUCUUUCCUCUCACUCUAAGGGGAUUUUGAGCCAUUUUCAACUAAUGAUUUUUUAACACCACAAAUAGACUGUACAACUGGUCCAUAUUAAAAUUGAUGUUUGAAUAAAGUCCUUUGAGAUGCUUUAAACAAACAUCUGUGUAAAAAAACUAAAGGGGUUGGAGAAUAAAACCCAAUUUGUACAUUCAGUGCUCAUCCCAUGACUGGGGGUUUAGGUGAACGCUCUGGGAAUGCUACUUCUGUGUUUCAUCUCAGGCCCGGGGGAUAUUUGACCUACCUCCAAAUGUAUAGAUAGGAUAUGGGGUUAACACUGUAAGUUUGUUUGCAGGCCCAGCAAGACCCAGAGCCCAGGUUUGACUUGUCAUCAUGUGAACUGGCUGAGGUAUGUCAUCACAUUGUUUAAAUGUGGUAUUGAAUGCAAAACAUUUGUGGUCUCGAAUUUGUGUGUAAAUGAAUGUUUAAUUCAGUGUGUUAUAUUACAGCAGUGUCAUAAUUUUUUUUUAAAACAUUGGAAAUUAAAAUGAGAUGGAUACCUUAUAAAUAUAUAUAUAUAUAUAUUUAUUCUAAAUACCCUUUCUUCUGUUUCUUGAACUUAAACCUGUGUUAUUAUUUUUCUAAUUGAAGGUUCCUUCAGGUGUCUAUGCUAUCUGCCGUGUCUUACAGAAGCAAGUAAGUUGCAGUUAGUGCCCUGGCUUAUUUGUUGUUGGUACCUAUUUGACUUCUGGUGUCAGCAGUGCAAGAAACGGAUCUGUUACUUUGCACUGAAUAACUCAUCAAACUUUGAUUUAAUAAAUAAAAACAACUUUAGAUAAAAAGACAUGCUUCUGUUCUUAUUUAGGUUCUGCUGCUUCAAGAUAACUGGCUGCAAGGUCUUGGUGGAGGGGGAAUAAUGAGUGAUUUAAGUCUUAUUCGUGUAAGUUUUUUGGUUUUUAAACUAUGGUUAUUUGGAAGAGCCAUUAUACUGGUUUGCUCACAAGAAAGUAAAAAACCAAAAAGGAUAGAAUUGAAUAUUUGUUACAAUGCUUUUCUAAAGGCCAAGACGUAUUUGUGCCACUUCUCAGCAUUGAUUGAACAUUUUAGUUAUUAUUUUAUUGCAUUUAACGAGCUAGUCAGUCUCUUGACAAACAAUAAAAUAAAGCACAGGUUAAAGCUUUCAAACUUCUUACAAAUUCUUACAUUUUUUUUCUUCUCCCCAACAGGUACUAGAUCUUCACAAUAAUGAAAUCAAAUCCCUGCCUGAAGACUUUGGGGCCUUGGUCAGUCUACAGGUAGGUGUGUGCAGAUGUGAUGGACAGGAGAAAGAACCUAAUUAAAAAUGAUGAUAAGAUAGCAGAGUUGUUUAACUUUCAUUUAUGGUAGCUGUUGCCUCACCAUCUGGGAUGGGUGAGGAAAGACUUUUGUUUUGUUUUUUGUUCUCACUAAGCUUUUCUCCACCACCUACUGUCAAAAUGUAUGGUCCAUGUCUUUUUCAAAUUUAUUUGCAACACCUUUGUGCAAACUGUAGAGAGAGUGUCAGCUUACAUGUAACAAACACACCAUUUCAUAGAAGUGAAUAUUAUCUGUUUACUAUUAUGCUUACAAAAAUUAGAGCGUGUUCCAGCUUAUGAUCACUUGUUAAUUUCACAUUCCACCUAAUAAAAAAUGAUGACCUCCCUUGCAGGUAUUAGAUUUGUCUGGAAAUCGACUCAAAGCUCUUCCCAAAUCCUUUGAAGAAAUCCCAGCCUUACUGACACUAAAUCUACGAAGUAAGAUCAAUGAUUUUAUAAAUCCCAGUCUUACUGAAACUAAAUCUAUGAAGUAAGAUCUAACAUUUUAUAAAGCCCAGUCUUACUGAAAGUAAAUCUACGAAGUAAGAUCUAACAUUUUAUAAAUCCCAGUCUUACUGAAAGUAAAUCUACUAAGUAAGAUCUAACAUUUUAUAAAUCCCAGUCUUACUGAAACUAAAUCUAUGAAGUAAGAUCUAACAUUUUAUAAAUCCCAGUCUUACUGAAACUAAAUCUAUGAAGUAAGAUCUAACAUUUUAUAAAUCCCAGUCUUACUGAAACUAAAUCUAUGAAGUAAGAUCUAACAUUUUAUAAAUCCCAGUCUUACUGAAACUAAAUCUACGAAGUAAGAUCUAACAUUUUAUAAAUCCCAGUCUUACUGAAACUAAAUCUAUGAAGUAAGAUCUAAAAUUUUAUAAAUCCCAGUCUUACUGAAACUAAAUCUACUAAGUAAGAUCUAACAUUUUAUAAAUCCCAGUCUUACUGAAACUAAAUCUAUAAUGUAAGAUAAAGCAUUUUAUAAAUCCCAGCCUUGCUGACAUUAAAUCUACAAAGAAAGAUCAAGUAAUUUUAUCUUUGAGAAGAAAUGAAACUUCCAAAUUUUCUUCCUUUGCGUAAACUGUUAAAGAUAAUUUGAUAAAUGCAACAGAAACUGAGUUAAGUUUUAACUUAAAUCUUUUGAUGUGAACUUCAUUAUCACUCUAUGCCAAAAAUUUCAUUAUUCUUGGGCUGAAAUUACAUUAUUUGAUAAAAUAAAUAAAUAAACAUUUCAAAUUGCAGAUUUAUAAGCCAAUGUGGUCAUAAGUGGUUUUUCCAUAAAAGCACCAUCCAACUCGGUUUUUAUUUAAUUAAUGAACUUGUCUUAAAUUGCAGUCUUGCACAAUUAUUUAAAAAUAAAGAGGUAAAUUAAAAAAUGAAAUGUAGAGCCUGCUCUACUGAUGACUUAGAACCUUCAUGUGUUAAAGAAAAGCAAUUCAUUUUUUGUUCUCCUUACUUAAAUAUAACAUUAUCACUGUAAGUAUUGAGUCAUGGCAUAGAUGGGCAAGUCAGCCCAUGUCAAUCUGGACUGCAAGGUGUUAUAGAGCAGUAUUUGUUAAUGUAUGUUCAGAUCAGUAUUUGUUAAUGUAUGUUCAGAUAACAAGUUCAAGACAUUCCCAGACCCCAUCUGCCAUCUCAAGUGUCUAAGAACUCUGGAUGUUUCCACCAAUGAGAUUGACAGUCUACCUGUUAAGCUCUGUUAUGUCAAGGCCUUGGAGACCUUGAUCUUAGAUGUUGAUAGAAUGAAAAGUCCAGCGCCUGGUCAGUAUACUUUGUAGAAAUUAAAUGUCAUUAGCAAAAAAUGCUUCUGUUUGUGAAGCUGUCUUUUAAUAAUAAAGAGAGGAAUGGAAGAUUUGCGUGAUGCUUUACAUUAUCACUGCUGGAACUGUACAAGCUUGACAAUAGCCAUAACUUGAUAAGGGAAUGAAGUUUCAUCAUUUGUCUGAAUUUGUUUUUAGAAAGAAAAAAAAAAAAAGAUGCAAGGCUGAUAGAGAGUUCAUCUAUUUUCUCAUAGAUAUAUGCAAGAAAAGUACAGCAGCUACCAUGAUGUAUCUGUGUAGCCGUAAGUAUUUACAUUAAAAUGUUUUUUUAAAAAAACAAACCUUAAUCUCUUGCAGUGGGGAGGAAACAAAAAAUCAGAUUUACUUUGAGUUUUGUGUUUCAUCCUAUCAGUCUUGUCAUUUUGCUAAAAAUUAACCAAAUUUGCCAUUUUACUGAGCUAUAAAAUGUUCCUACAAUAGAGGCUGGCAUUGAGUAUGAGCAUCCGUCUAAAUACUGGCUCAAAAUACAGGCAGCCAACAAGGGUCUGAAAUCCUCCAUCAGUGAUGGAUACUUGAAUGUAUCACAGAUAGAAUCACAAAUGAUGGUUAGUUCCCUUUAACAUUGCUAGAUUUAAUACAGUUGUGUAAAAUAUUACUUUAAAAAAAAAAAUAUUCCUUUAUUUUCUUUAAAUAUGAGUUUUCAACAUGCUCUUGAAAGAAACUCAUUAUUAAAACAUUUUUUGUUAUUGUUGUUGUUGCAGGAAGGAGUACGGGCUAACCAAGUUGUCCUUGUAAGUUGUGUUUUUUAAUAGAUUCUGUAGAUGUUAUCAGUUAAUUUGACUUGUAAAUUUUAUCAGUUUAGUUGUCUUGUAUGCUGAGAAUAACAACAUGAGUUGGUACUGACCUUUCCAUGAACGAUGUCAAAUGAAGGAAAGAUUUAUUAUAACAGUUUUGAAAUUGAUCUGUUAGCUGCCUUAUUCGUGUGUUUUGAAAGUCAACAUUUGCCAUGUGAAUUUCCAGGAUCAGAAGAGGAAAGACGCAGAGGAGCUGGAGAGAAUCUUACAGUCAGAACAAGAAGCUCAGGCUCAGCUGGCCGCACAGGCAGCUUACGACCACAGAUUGCUGCUGUCUUCUAUCACACAGGUGUUGUGGGCAGAUCAGUUUCAAAAGUUUCGACUUGUUUGUUCUAAUCACCAGCGUGUACUAGACGUUGUAGCAGAUAUUGGAAUUUCUAGUGGAUACAAGAAAUUGUUGUAGAUAUUGAAAAUUGUAGUUGAUUUUGGAAAUGAUAGUAGAUAUUGAAAUUAGAGUUGGAAAAGGGCAUUGUUGUAGAUAUUGGAAAUGAAAGUAGAUUUUGGAAAUUAUGGUAGAUAUUGAAGAUUUUAGUAAUUGGAAAUGAUAGUGGAAAUUGGAAAUUGUAGUCGAUCAUGGAAAUUGAAGUAGAUAUUGGAAAAUGAAAUAGACAUUGGAAAUUGUAGUAAAUACUGGAAUUUUUUUUUUGUAGACAUUGGAUAUUGUAGUAUAUAUUCAAGACCUUUGCAAAUUUUGGAAAUAUAUAAUUCUAAUGCUUAUAUUUUAAAUGUUUUCAUUGAUAUAUUUGACAGAUAUUGUACAUAUAAGCACUUAAUACUCUUUGAUUAUACCACCCUUACUUGUGUGUUUAUUCUAUUUUAUUGACUUACAUAUGACAUUUUUCAUGUGGUCAGAACACAGAACAAGAUACCCAGGACCUUGAAUACCUCAACAGCAGAAAGGACAAAGAGAAGGAGGAGUUUCUCAAGGAUCUCUAUGACAGUAAGCUGAGUAACAUGAAGGGAGUUUGGGGGGCAUGGAUUCAUUUUUGAUAGUUCCACUAAGAGGGAAAUCAGUGAAUUUUGGCUUUUAAUGGCGCCCACAUCUGCCAGCAUGAUUGUCUGGGAGAGGAAAGAGUAUUAGCUCACAUUUUGAAUAAUAAGGUUGCUCUGUGUCUUUGAUUUUUAAUGUUCGUGUUAGGCCGGGGGGGGGUGUCCCUCUAGUGAAGGUAUAGAUGCGGCUCUUUUUUCGUACUUAUUUAUGAUGCCUGUGGCAACCAAAAUAUUUUCCUCACAGAUGUAACUAAUAGAAAUGGCUCCACAUUAAAAAAAAAAUGUUUUGCAGACCCAUGGGUUAAGUUUUUAAUGUUUGUUUAAAAAAAAAAGAAAAAAAAAAGACUCAUCUCCUUUAGAAUUUAGAGAUUUGGAAGUUUUGCAAAAAUGCUUCAAGUAAAAUGAAAAAUAAUCAACAUUGCCCUUUGUUUUUUGGUCAGUCUGUUGUUUAAAUCUGUUGCUGCUAAAUUGUGGGAAUGUUAAUCAAAGAAAUCUCUGACUAAUUCCUGGCCACUCUUUACCCAGUUGAGAAUGGUGCUAGCAGCCUCCUGUCACAGAUAUUGGACUACAAUGCCAAAGCCAAGGAGACCGAGAAGCUGUUAGAGAUGAUGGAGGAAGAGAGGUAACUAUGGGAACGUUUUGUAAUUUUUUUUUUAAAGAAGUUUCUAAAUUUAAGGGAGAGAAUGCAAGUUGAGGUGGUAAAACUUGAGUUGAAGAGCAGCAGUGGAUCCUGGAAAUAACAAACCAUUGAAUAGCGCUGCCCCUGGCAUAUACUCUAACUGACCCUGGCACCAAAUGAUUUCUUUACACUGCCUCAGCAUAACUGCACAUGAUAACCAUAGUUUUAACAUUUUUAACAUACAAUAAAUUUCCAUUUUUGGUUGAGGAAAAUGAGACUAUAAAUUUUUUGAAAAAAUCUGCAUUUCUGUUUAUAUUUGUUGUUUUUUUAAAGUUUAAACAUUGGCAAGUUAAAAGUUGAAACUUUUUGAAUUGUCAGUUUAAAUUUUUAAACUUAGUAGUGUCAUAGAAAAUAAUGAAAAAUUCGACAAAAUUGUAAAGAAAUUUAAUUUCCUUAGAAUGAAAGAAGAAGACUGGCUGAAAGUCAGGUGGGAAGAGUUACAGAACAUUCGUAAAAAAGAAAUCCUGGGUAAGCAAAUGAAUUCUGCUAAAUAAUUACUGUUACAAGUUAUUGUUCGAAUUUAUUGUAAUUUUUUUUUGUGUGGACAUUAGUCUCCCAGCUUACUGGCUUUGAGUUUGCUUAAAACAAUGAAACAAAAGCUGACGCCAACUGGUGUUAUUUGUGCUCUGUCAUUUUGUAUUGUGUGGUGGUACGUUUCAGACAACAUGAAGACCAUGCUAUUGGAGUUUGCCAGCAUGGAGGCCGCCAGGGAGGAUCUGAGACUCUUCAAAGAUGAGGUUCUAAGAGAUGCCAUAGACGAGUGAGUUGUUUGGUCGUUAUACUCUGGGUGUCGCUCUGUGUCCAGUUGACUGUGUCGAUAUCUCUUUUAGGCUCCUAACGUUUUUCAGUGGUUUGUUGUGUUGGAUUCUUUGAGUAGGUAUAGGCCCAGGACCACGGCACAUUUUGGUGUUUGGGGUUUUCAUGAGUCAAGACCACAGUGUUAACUUUAAUGCAAUAUAUAUAAAACUUUAUUUCUGCUGUUCAUUUGGGUCACUUGCAGAAUAUGUGAGUAAUUGGUGAAUCAAUAUGGAGUGCAGUAAUCCUUAGGCAGUUCAAUGUCCUUCAUUUAUUUUCUUCACUAUCAAAGCAUUUUUGGACAACAAAUAACACAGGCUUAGGAAUGGGAUAUUUAUGCCCAAUACCUGUUUCCAGAUUUGGGAUUAGGAAUGUGAUAUUUAUGUCCACCACCUGUUUCCAGAUUUGGGAUUAGGAAUGGGAUAUUAAUGUCCACUUCCUGUUUCCAGGACUGGGAUUAGGAAUGGGAUAUUUAUGUCCACCACCUGUUUCCAGAUUUGGGAUUAGAAAUGGGAUAUUUAUGUCCACCACCUGUUUCCAGAUUUGGGAUUAGGAAUGGGAUAUUUAUGUCCACCACCAGUUUCCAGGACUGGGAUUAGGAAUGGGAUAUUAAUGUCCACCACCUGUUUCCAGGACUGGGAUUAGGAAUGGGAUAUUAAUGUCCACCACCAGUUUCCAGGACUGGGAUUAAGAAUGGGAUAUUUAUGUCCACUUCCUGUUUCCAGGACUGGGAUUAGGAAUGGGAUAUUUAUGUCCACUUCCUGUUUCCAGGACUGGGAUUAGGGAUGGGAGGCUGAAACCUAAUUCUUGUGUCCAGCUCUGCUUACAAUGACAUAUUCGUUGUCUUCAUGCUUCAAGGGAGAACUUCAGUGCUGGUCAGAUGCACAGUUUGAUGGACUACAAGGACCUAGAGAAUAAGAAAUUGGUUUCCAAGCUGGCAGAGGAGGUGAGAGUUUUAACAUUUUUGUAUUGAGAUCCGUGCUUAACUUUAGCCAGGUAUAUCAUUUUUAUAAUAAAUAUUCCCCUUCCAGAAGGCAGAAUAAAAUAUUAUUUCAUAGGUUUUGUUAACCUUGCUAACUACUUCAGGAUUAUGAAAUACAAAAUUAGUAAUUAUGACUUAUAAUUAACAGUUGUUGAUCAGAUAUCUAAAAUCUGCUCCAUAUUCCUUGCACAAACUCAGAGUUCAUCCAUCUCUAUUUUCCACUACAGGAAGAGUUACAAAAGACAGCAUUUGAGGCCCUGCUGAUCUCACAGGACUCUGCUCACUCACGUAUUCGUGCCCAGAUUGCUCUGAUUGAGUCUGAACUUGCCCAGCUCACAGCUGUGGAGAUGGAUCAGAGGGCCAGGCGCAUGGAGCAUGAGUUUGUAUGUUGUUGUCAAUGUUGUAUAUUGACAAUGUUAUAUGUUGAUGACAAUGUUGCAUAUUGAUGACAGCACUACAUGUUGAUGACAGUGUUGUAUGCUGAUGACAAUGUUGCUUGGGGAUGACAAUGUUGUAUGUUGAUGACAUUGUUGAAUGUUGAUGACAAUGUUAUUCCAAUGACAAUAUUGUGGUUUUCAUGAGUGCCUGCUGUCAAAAAGUUUAAAGUUGUUUCAUUUUCUAUUCAUUAACAUCUGGCCAUGGAUGAAAGUAUUGUGAUUUGGAUUGUAUCAGGCCAAAAUCUUGUGUGGAAAAGAACUUGAAUUGAACCCAUAGCAGAGACCUCCAAGUGAUUAUCUGGUUAUAUAAUGAAUAUUUCCUGUUGGCAGAAUGUUGUGGCUGAUCAGAGAGUGGCAUUGUCUGCCAUGUUGUCUCAGCUACUGGAGGAGAAAGAGAAAAGAAAGAGGGAGCUAAAGAAGAGAUUGGUCAGUUUAAACUUUGAUUAUAUUUUUAGUUUAUUUUUAAACUGCAUUGCAUUUGAGGAAAAUAUGUUAAGAUUUAUUUUGAUUUUAAAUACUGUACACUAUCUUAGUGAUUAAUCUUGAAUUUGAAUGUGAAAUAAGCAAAUAGCAUUUUCAAUGUUUUUCCCUAGCUAAAACCGUUACGUUUUAAUUUUUAAAAUUACAACGAAAAGUAACUUCCUCUCAAAUUGUUAAAUUUUGUUCUUAAAAAUCUAAAUAUGAACAAGGUUUAUCUUUCUUUUUGUUAUAAUUGAUGUUGAUGCUGAUCAGAUCGAGAUGGAACAACAAAGGGAGGACGGUCAACAAGAUUAUUGGCUAGCACAAUACCAGAGGUUGUUGGACUGGAAGCCACAAGCCCUCAUCGACCGGGUGAGUGGGCGGGUGGGGCCGGCACGGCUGGAAGCUGGAGAGAAGAAUGAAAUGAUAACUCUGCGGUUGACUUCCCCAUCAUGGGAUACUGGGGGGUAGUAAUGGGUAGUUGAGCGGGGUGGGUAUGUGACUGGAGCCUAGGUCUAGAAUAUGAGGAAACUUUCCUGUCUGUCAGGGGAAUUGAGCCAAAUUUGAAAAAAUGAACAAUGAAGGGCUAAAAUAGGUGUCAACCUGUAUGUGUUAAGGAAUAAUAAUAAUCUAUUUUCACUGGAUUAGUUAUACUAUACACAACUUUUAAACCUUCUGUCUUCUAUAAACUAAUGGAGAGCAAUUUUUAAUAUAUAGAUAUAUAAGACUGUCUUUUGUCAGUAAUUUUAAAAUUUUAGAGAAGUUUGUUGUAUUCUUAAGUUAAGCUGGUUGGAAGGCUUUGGCAUGCUGGUAUUGCAGAUUACUGUAAAUAUAACAUUAUCAUAUUUGUAGAAUCAACACCUCUGCCAACUUUGUAUUCUGACUUAUUUAAUACAAGAUAAAUAUUUUGAAUUUUAAAUAUAGGGAAGAUGAAUUCCAACAAAAUAUUGACUGAAUUCAUAGAAUAUUUAAUUAUAAGCUGGUGUCCUAAUGUUUGACCAAUUAGUUGUCUAAUGUAUUGUUCUAUCGAGUGUAUAAUUAGUUUUUCUGUUAGUCGUCCUAUUAGUUGUCCUAUUGAUAGUUUUAUUAAAUAUUAAACCUUAAAUUGAAUCUCCUAAUCAGGAGAGCCAGCUUGAGAUCGCAGUCAAAGACAUCCUCGUCACAUCUGGGGCCGAGGACUACAUUCCCUUGUUUGCACGGCAUCGCAUCACCAUAGAAACCAUGAUGACCCUAACAGACCAAGACCUGAGUCAGAUGGGAGUGCACGAGAUGGGGCUCAGGAAAUCUAUUCUUAAACAUCUGGGUCACCAGGAGAAAACUGUCAUGGAUGAAUACAGAGAGAAGAAUAGGGUAAGUCUUUGUCCAAACUGUGAGCGGGAUACAGAUUUUUGGGUGGAAUUUCUGUCUUUUUUGUUAGACUUCAAUUUCUCAGUCAAAUAAUCUUCAAAUUACCAAAGAUCUCAUUUCAGGUGAUCACUGUGUUCACAUAACUCAACUCAGCUUUUCGUAAUUUCUUUGGCACUUACCCUGGUUUUAAGAGACUCAUUAAAAAAAAUCUUAAGACUGUGUAGGACUACUAAAGCUAGAUCAACAAAAGUAGAUUAUAAAGAAAUAAUAUUAAAAAAAAAAGAAAAAAAGAGCACUUGUCAAGAUAUAUUAAAGGGUGCAGGUCAACAAUUUAGGAAAACAUUUUUUUCCUAAUAUUAACUUACUUAGAGAUAUAACAUUAUAUUGUUAAAGAUAUAAAAAUCAGAUUAAAAUAGUUAUUUAAUAGCUACGGGGUGUAAAAAUAAUUAUUAUUAUAUCUAAUUUAAUUAAUAAUUUCAAAUCUAACAAUCAGAGACAUAAGGCGAUGUUACCUUGGAUAAUGAUAGUGCAGCUCCAGUUUCUUAAUUUGUUCAUGUUUAUUUCAUCAGGAACAGUUCAUUCCACCCCACGAGAUCCAGCCGUCAGCACCACCUCGUCCAGAAAUUCCCAAGCAGCAUUCCUUGCCACCGGCUCUGCUGGAGAGACAGCUGUCAGUCACGGCCAGGGGACUUAAUUCAGAGUGUGCCGUCUGUCUUGAUAAGCAGGUAAGUAAUUGUGGAACAGCCUGGGCUCAACAUCAGAUUUUUGGUCACAAUAUUACAAACUGGCAGUUUUUUAAGUUUAGGGGCUUUUGAAGGAGAAUGUAAAUAAUUUAGAUUGAAAGAUUAAUGACAGAUGGGUGGUUUUGUGGCAUGUCAUUGAGAAAUUUAAAUUUAGAAAUCUCUGAUGUCUUCUGACAGAUGAUAUGAAAUUUGGAAGUUGUCGAAAAUAUAUUGGCCUACCAUUGGGGGGAUGUUUGGUUUUGGCCAAAUACACAUUUGAGAUAUAUAAUUUCAAGCUGAGGUCUCAUGUCAUAUCUGCUACUCAUUUACAAUUAUUGACUUCUGAGCUCUACUCUGUGUCAACUAUGUUUUAAAAAAUAAAAUAAAAAAAUUAGACUCUUUAUAAGUAUUUAAGCAUAACUUUAUAUCUUUGAUAAUUAUAUUCUAUACAUGAUUGCUUGUUUCUGUCAUUGCCUGAUGUUUUCUCAUUCAAUCAUUUUCUUUGUGUUUUCCCCAGUCUACUAUAAUAUUCCUGACCUGUGGCCAUGUCUGUUGCUGUGCUGCCUGUGCCCUACCCAUCAAAGAAUGUCCACUGUGCAGGGCGGUCAUUUCAGCAAAGAUAAGAAUUUCUCUUCCCCCAUCUUGAUUCCCGAACCAUUACCGCAGUGAUGUAUUUAUUUUAAUUCAAAUUCACAUCCACAGUAACAUUCUUCUUAUAAUGAAUGAAGUAAACUUGAAUAAUCUUAGUAAUAUUACAUUGCUUAAGAAAACUGAACAAAUCUGUCUCUGAACUGUUGUGUUUGAAAGUUCCGCCAUUGAUUCUCUUUUUGUCCAAAGCAGGCCAGUUUUUUUGUAGAUUUAAGUUAAGUUUAAGUUGGCUGUCGGUAAGUGAUAUUCUAGACUUGAAGGUGAGAAAUCUGAAAUGUUCAGCUGUGCAAUGUCUUGUGCUCUUUCAUCUUUUAACUAUAAGGUAUGCCUGUUGGCCACCAGGGCAUAGCUAAGGUAUAAAAUGGAGAGAAAAAAUAUGGCUUUUUGGGGGGAAAAUAGAAACAAGUAAACCUGGUGUAUCCAGUGUGCUUUAGAGCUGCUAUAAAUUAUGGGUAUAAUAAGAGCACCUCCCUCCGCCCAAUGUGUUGUUUCUGUUGACCAUUUAGCACAAGUAUUUUCUGAUACUUCCCAUGAUUUUCUGAAUGUAGUAUUAUUAGAAACUAUCUUCUGUGUGGAACCAUCUACACACUCUAGGUUGAUUGAUUUAAUUGUAAUGAGCUGUGCUG